Messenger RNA from Alternaria rosae, 1194 nucleotides. RefSeq lists its product as uncharacterized. The transcript is spliced from 2 exons. Lineage: Eukaryota; Fungi; Ascomycota; Dothideomycetes; Pleosporales; Pleosporaceae. Bases 69 to 977 code for a protein of 302 amino acids. The record is from RefSeq and is a predicted model, not a curated record.
GUACGACUUCUUGGGAUACGAACAUAACCUUACUAUGUUUCUCUUCAGUCCGCAGCAAAUAACAGAUUAUGUGCAUCGUGAUGUACGAGAUUCCCAGGACAGAUGAGAUUGGUGGUGUGGGAGCUUGUACAUGCGUGCACCUUCGCAAGCGUGCUUUGAGAGCCCUCUCCGAAGAAAGCAUGCGCAAAGCGCGGGUUGCAAGACUACAACAAGAGCUUGCAAAUCUAGAGCAAGACCUCGCCAGCACUACUCCAACAACACAAGACGCAAUCGAGCAGCUCGCCAAAACAGAAUGCCAGCAGCUUACCAACAACAUCAUGACCAAACUACCACGUGAGAUCCGUGAUAUGAUCUACUUCCAUCUCAGCACACAAGAUCGCGAGCUCAUCGAGCGCGAGCAUUUCCGGACGACCCUGGAUCCGCUGACGAGGCUCUACUCCUACGACUUCGACAGAUGGAAAGCACAACACUUCCCCGCGCACUACUGGGACACCGAUUACGUUGGCCAGCCCUUCUACCGCGAGCUUGUAGAGAACUACUACCGAACAAGUACCUUCCUCUUCGGCGACGACCCAGGAGUAAUGAAGCGUUUCCUCAACGCGGACGAAAUGAAACUAGGCAUUCCUCCCAAAGCACUGGUAUCCAGCAUUGAGAUCGGCCUGAACGCUGUCUCGCAUGACCGUGGUUCGUUCCGCGCUUACAUGUUUGGCAUACCCAAGUCACCGGAGCGUAUGCGAGAGGCUCUCGACGGCAUCCUCGAACUGAAGCCUGGGGCUAGGAUUGUGAUUCGUUUCGUGACAGAGGCGAAGACUAGGGAGGCAAGGGAUGAGCAUUGCAAGGGAGCGAUGGCGAUGCUGUUUGAUGAUGCGCAGGUGGAGAAGAUGAAGAUGUAUAAGGUUAAGUUUGUGGUUGAUGAGGGACAGGUUUGGGAUUUGGCGGAGGCGAUGAGGGAGGAGUGGAUGGGUAUUCAUGGGUGAUAACUUGCUGCAUACAACAACGAUCCUAUGUUCAGUCUACACGUCAAACGAUUGUUGGGCAUACGAGAGUGACGAUGGACAACACGCAAGGAGUGCGGAAAGGGAAAGCUGCCCAAGGCCGCUAGCGUGUAAUCGCCGCCCGUUCUGAUUGGUCAAAGCCAACGCCGUUAGGGUCCGGGGGAAGGAGCACCCCGCCAUGGCAGAAAUUGUUAUCGCG